Neomonachus schauinslandi (Hawaiian monk seal) is the source of this 924-nucleotide messenger RNA. RefSeq names its product uncoupling protein 1 (gene UCP1). The transcript is spliced from 6 exons. Gene Ontology annotation, biological process: adaptive thermogenesis; response to cold; mitochondrial transmembrane transport. The coding region runs from base 1 to 924 and encodes 307 amino acids. The record is from RefSeq and is a predicted model, not a curated record. Gene Ontology annotation, molecular function: oxidative phosphorylation uncoupler activity. Lineage: Eukaryota; Metazoa; Chordata; Mammalia; Carnivora; Phocidae. Gene Ontology annotation, cellular component: mitochondrial membrane.
AUGGCGGGCCCGACAGCCUCGGACGUGCCCCCGACGAUGCCGGUCAAGAUCUUCUCAGCUGGCGUGGCGGCCUGUGUGGCGGAUGUGAUCACCUUCCCGCUGGACACGGCCAAAGUUCGGCUCCAGAUCCAAGGUGAAUGCCAGACCUCCAGAGCCAUUAGGUAUAAAGGUGUCCUGGGUACAGUCACCACUCUGGCAAAAACUGAAGGGCCAAUGAAACUCUAUAGUGGGCUGCCUGCUGGUCUCCAGAGACAAAUAAGCUUUGCCUCUCUUAGGAUCGGCCUCUACGACACCGUCCUGGAGUUCUUCAGCACAGGGAAAGAAACAACAGCUAGUUUAGGAAGCAAGAUCGCAGCUGGUCUGACGACUGGAGGAGUGGCAGUAUUCAUUGGGCAACCCACAGAGGUCGUGAAGGUCAGACUUCAAGCACAGAGCCAUCUGCAUGGUCUCAAACCUCGCUACACUGGGACUUACAAUGCUUACAGAAUCAUAGCGACAACGGAAGGCCUGAAAGGCCUUUGGAAAGGGACUACUCCCAAUCUGACAAGAAAUGUCAUCAUCAAUUGUACAGAGCUAGUUACAUAUGACCUAAUGAAGGAGGCCCUUGUGAAAAAGAAACUCCUAGCAGACGACUUACCCUGCCACUUCGUGUCAGCUCUUAUCGCUGGAUUUUGCACAACAGUCCUGUCCUCGCCAGUGGAUGUGGUAAAAACCCGAUUUGUUAAUUCUCCACCAGGACAGUACACGAGUGUGCCCAACUGUGCCAUGACAAUGCUCACUAAGGAAGGACCGUUGGCUUUUCUCAAAGGAUUUGUACCUUCCUUCUUGCGACUUGGAUCCUGGAACGUCAUUAUGUUUGCGUGCUUCGAACAGCUGAAACGAGAACUGAUGAAGUCAGGGCAGACCGUGAACUGUGCCACAUAA